AUGACUGUGAUUUUGGGAACCACCAUCAUACAAUCUGAUACAGAAAAACUAAAGAAAGUAGUAGAUACAAUCCCAAGAUUCACAUAUCAUAAAGGAUUUUCACCAUUAGCAGGUGGUUAUACCACAGAUAAAAAUUGGGGAUGUUGCAUUAGAUCUGGUCAAGGAUUACUUAUGCAAUUUGUGUCGAAAUUAUAUCAAUUAUACGGAGAUAAAAUCAAAAAUAUAUUUCCAAAUGGUUCAAAAUUUGAAUUGUUUUUUGAUCACCCACAAGCGCCAUUUGGAAUCCAUUGUAUAUGCAGAGAGUUAGAAACAUUCGGAGUCAAAGCAGGAGAAUGGGUUAAACCUUCAAUGCUCGCUCCAGUUUUCAAAGAUUUAUUAUCAUUUUUCGGAAUUCAUGUUGUUAUUGCAGAAAAUGGGUGUUUAUCACGUGAGUCACUUCGUGAGGCCCUCAGUUACGGCCAUCCAGUUUUGCUUCUCUUUACUUUGAUGCUUGGAUACAAAGAUUUUGACCUAAAAUACUUACCAUUCCUCAGACUUACAUUAUCACUGAUAUACCAAUCAGUUGGUGUUGUCGGAGGCCAACAGGGAAAAGCGUAUUAUUUAGUUGGCCAUCAAAAAGAGAAUUUGUUAUAUUUUGAUCCACAUGAAGUUUACGAUUCUGUUACGAAACUCGAUAAUAUGAAUUUACUGUUCAAAGCGCAAUUAAAAAAGAUGCAAUCUUCGCAAUUAAGCUCAUCUAUGCUUGUGGGAUUCUACAUUACAAGUAUGCAGGAUGCUGAAGAGCUGCCAAUGCUAUUAAGCGCGUCUGGAGAAUGUCCAAUUCAAAUUGUUGAUAAAAUUGACCCUGUAAAAACAACCCACGUAGAAGACGACUGGGAAGUUGUGAAUAAUUAA
Messenger RNA from Trichomonas vaginalis G3, 894 nucleotides. Its product is annotated as protein delipidation. Bases 1 to 894 code for a protein of 297 amino acids. Gene Ontology annotation, molecular function: protein-phosphatidylethanolamide deconjugating activity. The record is from RefSeq and is a predicted model, not a curated record. The transcript has a single exon. NCBI's taxonomy places the organism in Eukaryota, Parabasalia, Trichomonadida, Trichomonadidae.